AUGGACAGCUGUACAGACCGAACUUUUGGACCCGCAUGUCUUUUGGCUGGGAAGAGGCUCACCUUGUCAGCUUGCCGUCUGCUUCCAGUGGCGUGGAAACAGAGAUUCCCCAGCAGAUAUAUUGGCACUGCUACUCCACUGCGUGCUAAAGCCCGAAUUCAACAGAAGAAGAGGACAGUUUCCGAAAAGAAGCUGACUCGCCACUUUGUUGACUACAAACGUGUGCGGCUUGUAGCCGGUUCGGGUGGAAAAGGGGCCUGCUGCUUUCACAGUGAGCCUCGCAAAGAGUGGGGUGGGCCUGAUGGAGGAAAUGGGGGUGAUGGAGGAAACAUCUCCUUCAAGGCUGAUCGAAUGGUCAAGUCUCUGGCUGAAGUAAUUUCAGUAUACACGGCAGAAGAUGGACAACCCGGAGGGAGCAAGAACUGCUAUGGUCGGAAUGGACGCUCAACCAUUAUUUCUGUUCCAAUUGGCACUGUUGUGAAGGAGCAAGGCAAGGCACUAGUUGAUCUUUCUGAGAAUGGCCAAGUUUAUCUGGCAGUAUUUGGAGGGGCCGGAGGUAAAGGGAACAGGUUUUUUCUCUCCAAUGAGAAUCGCGCUCCAAUGACUGCAACCCCUGGAACUGAGGGCCAAGAGAGAGUCCUUCAAUUAGAACUGCGCACUAUGGCCCAUGCUGGACUGGUCGGUUUUCCAAAUGCUGGCAAAUCCUCUCUAUUGAGAGCCAUCUCCAAUGCCAGGCCUGCUGUGGCUGCUUACCCUUUCACAACUCUCAACCCACAUGUCGGGAUUGUAAAAUACAGAGAUCAUGAGCAAGUUGCAGUUGCUGACAUCCCAGGCAUCAUUCAAGGAGCACACCUAAAUCGAGGGUUGGGCAUCUCUUUCCUGCGGCACAUUGAGCGUUGCAGAUUCCUCCUCUUUGUUCUGGACUUGUCCUCUCCAGACCCCUGGAGCCAGCUCCAACACCUGCGCUAUGAACUGGAUCAGUAUGACCCUGGUCUGUCUCGGCGGCCUCAUGCCAUCAUAGCAAACAAAAUAGACCUACCCCAAGCCCGGGAGAACUUAAAGACUUUAAAGAGCCAUGUAACUCAGAGAAUCAUUCCUGUGUCAGCUGUGACAGGGCAGAACACAGAAGAACUCAUCCUUCACCUUAGAGAGCUUUAUGAUGGCUAUCUACAUGGAAAUGGUAGCACAGAGAAAGGAAAGAUCGUCAGGUGGUGA
Messenger RNA from Nerophis lumbriciformis (worm pipefish), 1215 nucleotides. The record is from RefSeq and is a predicted model, not a curated record. NCBI's taxonomy places the organism in Eukaryota, Metazoa, Chordata, Actinopteri, Syngnathiformes, Syngnathidae.